GUCGCUUCCAAAUGUAGAUUCCUCGACGAAACAGACAUGCCACGAAGACAUUCAUUUGACAACGUUUCGAUCAACCAAGCACCGAGUGUGCGCUCAACGUGUUCAAGUGCUUCAAGUACAAUAAAACGAGUGGAUUCAACUCUUGCUCUCCUGAGGCCAGAAGGAAGACUCGAUGAGGAGGACGAGACACAGUCGUUCACAAGCUCACACUGGGACACAGACCUUGAAGAUGAUGAUCUUUCCGAUGAGGAUGAAACUCAGUCCGCUAAGAAAUCGUAUCUGAGGGUAUGUGAAGAUUUGGGGGUUACCCCGGUGUCCAGAUUCGAGAGGGAAAUUGGACAAGAUGAAAUAAAGAUUAAUCAUCGAUUUCUGAGAGAGAUGGGCACUAGAGCGAUUACCUCAGUUCUCCUAGGAAACAAAACAACUUCCAGAUUACACGUGGCAUUUAACGAGCUUAAUAUAAAGGGUGGAAUAUGCAUUGGGAAACUGUUGUCCAAGAAUAGGGUUCUCACUGAACUAAAUCUGGCGAACAACAAAAUCAGACGAGAAGGGAUCAACGCCAUAGCAGAAGCUUUACCAAGUAACUCUGUCAUAAGAAAGCUAGAUCUCUCUGGUAAUGGGUUGGAAGACAAGGAUGCUGAGAUGCUGGCUGAAGGCAUCGAGAACAACAGUUCUUUGCUUUGCGUGAACCUUAGUUACAACAAGCUUUCGGAGGCUUCUGGAGUUUUCUUUGGAAAUGCCCUUACUUACAACAACUCCGUUCUUGAACUGGAUUUAAGCUGGAAUCACAUUCGUAGGGGUGGAGCAGAGGCCAUUGCUAAGAGCCUACGAUACAACGACUCCUUAGAAAAAUUGGAUCUUUCUUGGAAUGGAUUUGACGACAUUGGUACUGUAGAAUUCGGGGAAUCUUUGAAACGAAAUUCAACGAUCAAAGAAUUAAACUUGAGUAACAACAGGCUCUCAGAUGAAGGCUUAAAAAACAUUUCAAAAGGACUGGAAGGGAGUGAAAAAUUAGAGAAACUGAACCUUAACCACAAUUUAAUUUUCAACGCUUGUCAAGGAGUAAACAAGAUCUUUGAAAUGUUAAACAAGAAUGGUGCGCCAGCAUUGAAGUUUCUCGGAAUUCUGAACAUAAAGCUGGACCAUGACUGCGAAGUUUUACUUAAAAAAGUUUUGGAAAAGCGGGGAAAGAGCUUGGUGGUCCAUCACGGCUGCAAAAAGAGGGACACAUUUGUGAGCAAGAAGAAGGAGACGAAUCCUUUUGAUUUCCUUAAAGUAUACCUAAAUAAAAACAAGAUUCACGCUUCGGAUUUGUUCAAGCGCUUAGAUCCUGACUGUCAAUUCCGUGAUAGCCUGUCUCGAGAGGAUUUCAUUGACGGAAUGAAGCGUCUAAAGGUUAUGAGUGACUUCUAUCUUGACAAGCUUGUGGAUAUGCUCGAUGAGGACGGAGAUGGAGAAAUUGAUUACAGUGAAUUUGUCAAGAUGUCUUAG
This is a messenger RNA of Porites evermanni, 1491 nucleotides long. Lineage: Eukaryota; Metazoa; Cnidaria; Anthozoa; Scleractinia; Poritidae. The record is from the annotation of a GenBank genome assembly.